Messenger RNA from Hibiscus syriacus, 987 nucleotides. RefSeq names its product transcription factor bHLH148-like. The record is from RefSeq and is a predicted model, not a curated record. Gene Ontology annotation, biological process: regulation of DNA-templated transcription. NCBI's taxonomy places the organism in Eukaryota, Viridiplantae, Streptophyta, Magnoliopsida, Malvales, Malvaceae. Gene Ontology annotation, molecular function: protein dimerization activity. Bases 290 to 949 code for a protein of 219 amino acids. The transcript has 2 exons.
GCCGAAGCCCUCCCAAGUAAAUUCGACGCGUGCUCUCCUCCCAUUCCUGGUUUUGGCCUUAUAACCACCCCACCCUUCUCUAAUCAAUCAAACGCCGUUCCGUUCCGUUCUCCUCUUGCUCCCAAUUCCACUUGUGUUCAUCACAUCGGUAACAAAUUCUCUCUUUUCUUCGCAGAAUUUCGGUUAGAAUCUUUUUUUCCCUUUCUAGAAUCAUAAAUUCCUUUUUCAUCAGUUUCGAUUAUAAUUGACCGUAUCGUACGGUGAAUAAGGGCGUUUGGUCCGGUGAGACAUGGCGUCGUUGAUGACGAAUCCAGUGGCGAACACGACAAAUUUUGAUCGUAUCAAAAGGAAAAAGAAGAAGAACUCGAUGAUGAAAGAAAAUCAACGCCACGAGCCGACUCACGCCGCUUGGAAAUCAGAGGCGCAGCAGCAAAUCUAUUCCUCGAAGCUUCUCCAAGCCUUGAGCCAAAUCAAUCUCAAUGGUACUACUAAUCCUAAUUCCCCUACGGCUCCGCGCGGCGGUCGCGCCGUCCGUGAAGCCGCCUAUAGGGCCUUGGCCGUCGCUGCUAGAGGGAGGACGAGGUGGAGCCGCGCCAUUUUGACGAGCCGGCUUAAGCUGAAAUUUCGGAAGCAGAAGAGAUCGGCGCACGGAGGAUCCACCGCCGCUGCCGUGGCUGCCGUGACCAGGACCAGCCGGUCGAGGAAACCGAGAGUUAGCGUUUUGAAAUUGAAAGCGAAGAGUGUGCCGACCGUUCAAAGGAAAGUAAAGGUUCUUGGCAGAUUGGUUCCCGGUUGCCGCAAGGAACCGUUACCGGUAAUUCUUGAAGAAGCGACUGACUACAUAGCGGCUCUCGAGAUGCAGGUUCGAGCCAUGAGCGCCCUCGCCGAUCUGUUAUCUGGUUCCGGUGCCGCUAGCUCUAGCUCGGCUCCUCCGCCGACUGGCCACUGAUGCUUUUUUAUUCACUUAAAUGCCAAAUGCCAAGGGUG